AUGUCUGCCUCUGCUUCAUCCAUUUCUUUGUCUUCCUUCAACCCUAAAUCCCUUCCUCUCUGCGUUUCCAGGUCCUCCUCCGUCUCCGUUUUGCCUCCUUCCCUCUCCUUCAAACUUCGCUCCGACCAUCUCGUCUCUAUCUUCGCUUCCUCCUCCGUGAAAUGCUCCUCCCCCGCCGAAUAUCAUUCGCGGUUUGUCAGAAAUGUUGCCGUUUCCUCGGAUUUCGAGGUGGAGGAAGACGACAUGUUCGGUGACGAUGAUUCGCCGCCGGAGCGUAACUCUUUCUCUGCUGACCUCAAGCUCUUCGUCGGUAACCUUUCCUUUAACGUUGAUAGUGCUCAGCUAGCUCAGCUGUUUGAGAGCGCCGGAAAUGUUGAGAUGGUUGAGGUAAUCUAUGACAAAGUGACUGGUAGGAGCAGGGGUUUUGGAUUUGUGACAAUGUCCACUGCAGCGGAAGUUGAAGCAGCAGCUCAGCAGUUCAAUGGCUAUGAAUUUGAAGGUAGACCCUUGAGGGUUAAUGCCGGGCCUCCUCCACCUAAGAGGGAGGAUUCCUUCUCCAGAGGACCAAGAAGUGGUGGUUACGGUUCUGAACGUUCCGGUUAUGGUUCUGAACGUUCCGGCCGAUCUGGUUACGGGUCUGAACGUUCCGGACGUUCUGGUUAUGGGUCUGAGCGUUCCAGCUACGGUUCUGAACGUUCCUCCGGCUAUGGUUCUGAACGUUCCAGCUAUGGUUCUGGGUCAGGUUCGGGGUCAGGCUCAUCUGACCGUGUGUAUGUGGGCAACCUUUCUUGGGGUGUGGAUGACACGGCUCUUGAGCACUUGUUUAGUGAGCAAGGAAAGGUUGUUGAGGCGAAGGUGAUUUACGACAGGGACACUGGUCGAUCCAAGGGUUUUGGGUUUGUUACACUCGGUUCUCCUCAAGAGGUCACAAAAGCCAUCAAUUCUUUGAAUGGUGCAGAUUUGGAUGGAAGGCAAAUUAGAGUCUCGGAGGCCGAGGCUAGGCCACCAAGGCGUCAAUUUUGA
Messenger RNA from Arabis nemorensis, 1023 nucleotides. The record is from the annotation of a GenBank genome assembly. Lineage: Eukaryota; Viridiplantae; Streptophyta; Magnoliopsida; Brassicales; Brassicaceae.